Acipenser ruthenus (sterlet) is the source of this 3108-nucleotide messenger RNA. Its product is annotated as TNFAIP3-interacting protein 3-like. The coding region runs from base 241 to 1530 and encodes 429 amino acids. The record is from RefSeq and is a predicted model, not a curated record. Gene Ontology annotation, biological process: regulation of transcription by RNA polymerase II; cellular response to lipopolysaccharide. Lineage: Eukaryota; Metazoa; Chordata; Actinopteri; Acipenseriformes; Acipenseridae. The transcript has 7 exons.
ACUUCCUCCUUGAAACUGUGCAUGUGGUGUUUUUAAAGUUCCUCUUAGUCUUUGUCAAUAAAUAACUUCUUUCGCAGACACGAGUGCGAUUCUGGCUGCGGUGUGGGUUUGAAGAGACUAUAAAGAUAAUUUCUCUGAUAAAUAAAUAUAUGUAAAACAACAAGAACAACUUUUUGUAUGUUAUUAUUUAUUUAUUUAUUUAUUUUAUUUACGAUACAGUAUAGAAGACUAGACCUGUAAAUGAUGGAUGGCAAUCCUUUCUUAAAAUCUUCACCGGCGAGUUCGGAGUUAGACUCCCCAGCUGCGGACAACACGUCUGCCGUCCAGCAGGACCAGUACAGACAGACUUUGACCCAGCGGAGCAGCUUGGCUUUGAACGGAGAGGCAGAGCCUGAUGACCAUGGGGAGGAGACAGAGGGUCACGGUAGGCAUUUGAUCUCUAGCGGGAAUGACACUGAAGAAAACGUGACCAUCAUCUCGGAGAGCAUGACAGUAACGUCAGCCGACGAAGAAAAACUCCUGCUGCUGAACAGGAACACAGAUCUGAGGAGACUCAACAAGGAGCUGAUGAAGCUGAAUGAGGAGUGGGAUCAUAUCUACCGCAGCACCACGAUGGGGCUGCAGGAGAAGAUUAGCUCCCUGCAGCAGGAGGUGGUGGGGCUGAACCAGCACAACGAGAGGCUCGUAAUGAAACUGGAGCACGAGCAGAGUAAACGUGAGUACUAUGAGCAGACCCUGCUGCAGGAGCUCAGGAAGAACCAGCACCUUCAGGAGUAUGUGCGCCACCUAGAGGGCAAGAUUCACCGCAGCAGCAGCAGCAGCACUGCCAGUGAGCGGCCAGCAGAGGUACUGAAUGGCGUGGAGGUUUGCAGACCGCCAGAGGUUUGCGAGGGUUUGUAUGAGUUCCCCUCCCAGCCCCCCCGCAUGCAGUACAAGGGCUCCAGCCACUCGCCUCCCCCACUCGAACCACCAGGAAAUGGCGACAGAAAGCAGGGCAACCCCAGGCAGGGCAGAUCAAAGCAGGACAGCGCCACCUUGAGGUCAUUUAAGGGACAGUCUGACAUGCUGAAGGAGGUGCAGGAGCUGAAGGACCAGCUGGAAACCCUUAAAUGCCAGACACAGAUCUACGAAGCUGACUACAAGACAGAACACAAAGACAGAGAGCGCAUGAAGAAUGAGAACAGCAAGCUGCGACGAAAGGAAGAGGAGCUGCGCCAGCAGAUGGCGCUGCAGCAAGAGCAGCUGAAAGUGUAUGAAGACGAUUUCAGAAAGGAGCGCUCCGAUAAGCAAGUCUUGCAGAGGCUCCUGUUAAAGAAGGCAGGACCGACUGACCCUGUCCUGGUCCACCGGUGCAACAACGAGCACGAGCGCCCGCCCGGGGAGAGGCAGGGCUCAGCCCACCGCAGCGGCUGUGCCAAGCACUGUGAGCGGCACGGGCACAAGGCCAGCGAGUGCCGCCGAGCGCAGCGGCCACACCAACACCAGGAUGCAGAGGUGCAGGCCUCCCCUUUCACUAUCGACUACCACUAACCAGAGCCAGCACUCAGGAGCAGAUACUGAUACUCCCAUUGUUGGACUUCAGUAGAGACUGGCUUUUUCAGUUUCCAUGCUGAAAAUGGAAUAGGGAAAGGGAACUGUAACCUUUGAAGCUCCUUCAAAUAUCUUUAUCCUGAGUGAGACAUUGUUUUAUUUUAUAAAGCUGAUUCUAGAUAUAUUCACACUGUGGUAACUGUUUUGUCAGUCUCCAUUACAAAAAUCAAUUUAAGGGUACAAUGAAGUCAUUUUGCAUUGGUUGUGAAUGGGUAAUAUUUGGGCUUCGACUGCACUUAGGAGUCUGGCAAAGUGUUGUGAAACAAUUCCCCAACCACAGUCUUGUUCUGCCUUUAUUCAUCCAAUACUUGGAGGGCAGUGUAUCUGGUUAUGUUAUACUCUGUGAGUUAUUAGUUAUGAUGUCUGAGGACAGUUAGGGGACAAACCCACUGGUCAAUUUCCAUGCGAUCCAAUGUUUUACGGAAAACACAGAAUCUUAGUUCUCUGGAACUUAAGAAGGUAAUUAAUCAGCCAGCUCUACUACUAAUUAUUUUAAUUAACAGCACUGUUGAAACUGACAGUGAGUAACAAGCUUGUGUGUUUCAUUAUAAAUGUGGUGCCUUCUGCAGUGACUGUAAAUAUUGUGUGUGGGGGUGGAAGGGUUUCCAUAUUGUCAUGUUUGAAAGGGGAUAUUUUUUUAUAAUUAUAACUAUUAUUAAUAUGAUUUGUAUUACAAAGUCUGACAGCAUUAGCAAUGUACAUCCCAAACUAAAUAAUGUUAGGUCAGCCUGACUGUAUCUUUUGUUCUCCAACUGUAAGCUAUGAUUUUAUCUGUACUUUCUAAUUAAAAAAGCUUUUGAACUAAAUAAGGCAAUACAAGCUUUCCUUGUUGGGUUUCAGAGUACUGUAAUCAUUUGUAUGUUUUUACACACUUGUCAGCAGGACAACUUAAUUGUCAGUCUGUCUUUGUGUCUUUCUAUAAUGAUCAGCCUGCCUGCUCUCUAUCUCUCUUUAGUAAAGAAGUUUAUACAAAAUACAUCCACUAUGAGGCAACAUACUCACGUAAGCCUCGUUCCCUGUUAUAGACAUUUAUUCUCAUCUGUUUUUUAUUACAUUAGGCAUUUCAAUUUCAAAAUACCCAAGUCAGAAUAUUUUGUUAAAUGCAGUAUAUGCAAUAAUCCCAAAGCACUUUACAAACCAACCUCAUCUUUACAAUUCUUAUUUUAAAUAAUCCUGCUAAAUGUUUCAAGAUACACAGUGAAGACCUUAAACUGUGGCCAGGCACAUAACAAGUAAUAAUCUACAGGUAUGGCCAAAGGUUUUGCAUCCCCGUACAAAAUUAACAUAUUUUGCUUCGUAAAUUCGAAUGAAACUUGCAGAAUUAUGUUUCGUUAACAUAUUGAAUUACAUACUGCUUUGUAGUUUUCCAUAUACUUAACAAAAAACUAACAAACAUUGAAAAAUGUGACAUUUCAAAAUCUAAAUACUGAAAUACCGUACUGCUAUUAUGAAAUACUGUACUACUUUUAUGAAAUACUGUACUGCUAGUAUGGCAUCCGGUUGAAUUUUGCAAUAUCA